Molecule: messenger RNA, 476 nt
Organism: Thlaspi arvense
Lineage: Eukaryota; Viridiplantae; Streptophyta; Magnoliopsida; Brassicales; Brassicaceae
Source: the annotation of a GenBank genome assembly
CACUUACAUUUGUUUCCUCUUUUUUCUCCUCUUUUUAGUAUUUUUUCCUAAUCUCACUCUACAGAUCUCUCCACAUAAUCUCAUUCUCUAGAGAUCUCUGCGCCGUCUUUCUUUUUUCUCGGUUUUUGGGGAUGGUAGCGGAGUGCGGGUUUGUGACAUGGCUCGAGACGGCAUUUGAGACUUACAGUGUGGAUAUACCUGAGAAUAUAAAGGAGUUUGACAAUAAACAUGGUGCUACUUGGCAUUGCAUUUUUUGUCGCAACUUUGUUACAUUUCCUUUGCAGUUAGUAUAUAGCUAUCUCAGAUCUAGUCUUCCGGAAAUUGAAGCUCCUCCUCAUGCAUUUCAGAAAGUGGUAAAGGUUCUUGGAAAUGAUUUUGAUGGAGCAAAGAAAGGAAUUGUACUAGAAGAUAAUGUUGGCUUUAUCUCGUUUGAGAAAUUCAUGAGUACAAUCUAUAUAAGUGACUUAAGCAUUUAA